CACGUGUGCGACCUGCUGUGUUCACGUGGUAACAGCGUGUUUUUGGCGCCGGCGCGAUUUGUUGUUGGCGCAUAAAAAAAUAUUAAUUUUAAGGACACGUUGCGUGCUGAAAGCCUGAAACAAAGCGAGCUGCUACAGCACAAGCGAAGGACGUGCAUUUCUGUUUGAAAGUACAAAAUUCAGGCUUAACCCGAGUGCUAAACGAUGGGAGAAGUCGAAUUCAACAACGAGGACGAGUACAAAGUAAAGAUCGUCGAUGGAGGCGAAUAUAAGGAGCCUGGCGGCGGCAUUCGCAAACCAAGCCAAGAAGAGAUUGACGCGUACAAAAUCCAUCGAAUCAUUGUCAUGAUCAUUUUCGGAUUGGUUGUGGUCAUUCUGCUGUUGCUUGUUGUCAUUCUUAUUGCAACGACAGAAGGCUGUGAAGCGAGCGAAGACAAGAAGCUGCCUUGGUAUAAAUCAGGCGUCAUGUACAACAUCUAUCCUCGCUCGUUCAAGGAUUCGAGCGGCAACGGCAUUGGCGAUUUCAAAGGCAUUGUGGAAAAGCUUGAUUACCUUAAAGGACUCGGCGUGAACAUCCUCUAUCUGAGCUCCGUCUUCAAAAUCGACAAAGAUGUUGACUACGGCUAUUCUGUGAUCGAUUUCAAAAACACAAACCCGGAGUAUGGCACGCUAGACGAUUUUCAAAAUUUGGUCGACAGCGCCCAUGAAAAACACAUGAAAGUCAUAAUCGAGUUCGUGCCUUGCGAUACUUCGAUCGAACAUGAAUGGUUUAAGGAAAGCAGUAAAGGGCAAACGAAAAAGGACUGGUAUAUGUGGAACGAUAAUAUCACUGGUCUUUCAGGAAGCUGGGCGAAAGACAGCUCUAGCGGGCGGUAUUAUCUUCACCAAAAUGGCUCCUCAGAAAAAGCUUAUCUAAACUGGAAAAACGACGACGUAAAAGACGAAAUGGAAAGCGUUCUAGGCUUCUGGUUAGAUAGAAAGGUCGAUGGGUUCCGUGUCGUGUCAGUUCAGAGGCUAUUUGGCGACAGUCCAACAUCAAACGGUAUAGUAGAUUUAUAGAUAUUUAAGACAAUAAUUUUUUACUAAUGUUAUCCUAUUUCUAUAUUUUAGGCCACAUCGCGACUUUACACUGUUCAAUUCGGGCUAAAGAACGUGUAGUUUUAGCCCGAAAUGUUUGUUUAAUUUUAAAAACAAAACAACAUGUGCUACUACUAGGAGUUGCAUCAUCCAUAUUGAUAUUCGAUACAGUACAAAGGUUGAAGAAUGUAAACAUGCCUGAUCAAUAUCGACCAUAAAUUUGAAUCUUAAUUAUUUUUUUCUGAACAAUUUCCAUAUUUACAAUCACAAUUUACAUAUAGGAAUUUUUUCCCGUCUUUAUCAUUACAAAUUAUCCUAAUUCCAGUCUUUUAGUUCUAAACUUAAUCCUAAUCCACAGGCGCACGGGAGCUUUCGUUGCAUUUUACCUAAAGAAUAAAUAAAAUUCCCCCUGCUAAAGGCCAUGUUACACGGUGCAAUUUUUCUUGCAACUUGCAAUGCAAUUCUACUCUCGAGAGAUGUUAAUUAGUGAAAUCAGUGAAGAAUUUUCGAUAUGUUGAGAAAACAUGAGCG
Paramuricea clavata is the source of this 1608-nucleotide messenger RNA. Lineage: Eukaryota; Metazoa; Cnidaria; Anthozoa; Malacalcyonacea; Plexauridae. The record is from the annotation of a GenBank genome assembly.